AUGGACGCUGGAGCUUUCAACCCUGGUUUCGACUCCGACAUUGACGGUGAGAAUACCAAGUUUACAAACCAAGGAAACAAGGCAGCCCUCAGCCCCAGAGACAUUGACCACGAAAUUUUCGGAGUUAUAGAGGAGCGCAAAAGGGGCGGCGUCCCCGAAUACAAGUUCAUAUACAUCCUCGGCCACGUCUCAGUGCAAGGUCUCUACAAGAUAGGACACAAGGAUACACGGUCGGCCAAGGUGCAUUUCCCCUGCUACGAGGCCGGCUGGGAACCAUUCGACUGCAUCAAAUGCGCCCAUGGGACGCUGCGUCGAGAAGCUCGUUCGGAAGAACACGAGACACGAGAAGUGGAUUGGGCCGUCGCGGAGGAUAUCAGGGAUAGCGUCAGGGCGUGGUCCAACCUUGCGGAGGGUGGCUUCGAGGGCGUGCAGCUCCCUCAGGCUGGGUUUUCGUUGGAGAAGGAUAGGUGGACGAGGUGGGUGAGAGUGUGUGUUGACAAACGACGAUCUACGAAGGAUGCUGCGGACUUAACAUCAGCUGCAGCUCAAGUCUCUGGUACGACACUACCACACCGACCUAAAGCAUCCCAAGAGCCAUCGGAUACCUCAAUCUCAUCGCACGCGUCGACAAUCUUCACCGAAGGACCUCUACCCAGCACGCCAGAGAUCUCAACCGAGAUCCUCGAGGGAUCGUUCAACUCGACCUCCGCCCCAGCCACUGGCAUGACCACUGCCGACAAUCCCUCCGACGCGGACAGCCCGUCCAGGCCGCAAUUCAAAGACUGGGCGAAACCCUAG
Messenger RNA from Aspergillus mulundensis, 798 nucleotides. RefSeq lists its product as uncharacterized. The record is from RefSeq and is a predicted model, not a curated record. The coding region runs from base 1 to 798 and encodes 265 amino acids. The transcript has 3 exons. Lineage: Eukaryota; Fungi; Ascomycota; Eurotiomycetes; Eurotiales; Aspergillaceae.